Nomia melanderi (Alkali bee) is the source of this 1046-nucleotide messenger RNA. RefSeq names its product mitochondrial ribosomal protein L27 (gene mRpL27). Gene Ontology annotation, cellular component: mitochondrial large ribosomal subunit; ribosome. Gene Ontology annotation, biological process: translation. Gene Ontology annotation, molecular function: structural constituent of ribosome. NCBI's taxonomy places the organism in Eukaryota, Metazoa, Arthropoda, Insecta, Hymenoptera, Halictidae. The record is from RefSeq and is a predicted model, not a curated record.
AAGCUUAAACUAAUUUGAAAUUUUGUUAAGAGUAGUCAUACCUUGCUCCAUUGUGUUCUAUGUAUAGAUAUAAAUUUAACAUAAUACAAAUAAAUAUUAAAUUAAAAACGUCAUUGAUCACUUAUUGAAUUAUAUUAAGUUUAAUAUACAAAUAUUCAAUGACCUUGUGAAAGUGUAAAUUAUUCUUUAAAGAUGUCUCUGUUAACAAAUUUACUUAGUAACACUUUGCAAAAUGCUAAACCCUUUAUAAAUAAUACCAUCACUAAUUUAGUAGUAUGUAUGAGGUAUGCAUCAAAGAAAGCCAGUGGUAGUACAAGAAAUAAACCUUGUCAUACAAGACCAAAACAUAGAGGAUGGAGAGUUCAAGAUGGAUGGUAUGUACAAAAGGGUUGUAUAUUAGCCACUCAACUUAAACCUAGGUUUCACCCAGGGCUUUACGUUGGUUUGGGAAAAAAUGGAACAUUAUAUGCUUUAGAACCUGGAAGAGUAAUGGUUACAUGUGAAAAAAUUAAUCCAAACUUCAAUCGUUCCUGGGCUGUAAAAUACUAUGAAGGUAGAACAGGUAGUGUUAUAUAUAAGAAAUAUUUUAAUGUUAUCCCUAAUAAGCUUCAUGAUAAAUUUGUAUUAAUCGAUACUGUUUAAAAUCACUUAAUUAAAUUUUAUAUCUUUUAUGUAGUAAAGAUAAAUAUAUAAAAUAAUAAAAAAGUAGAGGAAUCCUUGGCUUUUAGUUUUUUUUAUAAAAUUUUAAAAUAUUUAUGGUAAAUGCUAUCCAUUUUCAAGUACUUUACUUUCUGCCCAUUGAAAUGAUUCAUAUAGAAUACAUUCUUGGUCUUUAGAAAAAAAUGCAUAUACUCUUGUUUUUCGAACAUGCCAUGCAAUACGACAUUGAGCUGAAAGUUCAAUUAUUGGAAUUUCUUCAUUUCUGUCUUUGCAAUGAAUUAUAAAUUGUGAAUGAAACAUGAUAGGAUCCCCUGCAAAUUUAGGAACUUGUAAUAACUUCACUUUUGUUUUAAGUAAUAUUUAAAUAAUAAAUAACAUAUUGCAUA